AUGUUGGUGUACGACAACUACGGGAAAUUCAUUCAGGCGGCGAGCGCGGCGAGCGCGUUGCGAGAGGCGAGCGCGGCGAUGCGGACGCGAUGCGACGCGCUGCGGGAGAGCGCGCUGCGGGCGAAAGCGCUGAGCGAACGCACGCAGGAGCGAUUGUCGGCGAGGAGGGAGGUGGUUGAACAGUUGCGAGGCGUGCGAGGGUUGAUCGGGAAGCUGAGCGCGAGUUUGCGUUCGGCGCCGGCGUUGGAGGCGCUCGCGAACGCGUCGGCGGCGACGGCGACGGAGGGCGAGGACGCGAGGACGACGAUCGCCGAGUACGUCGAGGCGAAGGAGGUGCUAGAUGCGCUCGGGGCGGAAGGUUCAGACGCGAUAGCGUUCGUGCGCGCGAAAAAGCGGUGCGAUGCGGCGAUGGAAAAGAUUGUGGCGGUGUUGAAGGCGCGCGCGAGAGCGAGCGCGAUCGGGGGCGACGAAGAUGACGGUGCGUCGAAGUCAGCGUUCGGGAUGUCGGACGAAGUUUGUUUGGAACUGUUAUCGGCGUUGAAGGUGUCACAGGACGAGCUCGUGGACGACUUCUUGAUGUCAAGGAAAAAGAAACUCGACGACGCGAUCGAGGCGUCGAGAAAAUCGUUCGCCGAGCUCGCGUCGACGCCGGUGAGCGAACGGAAUUUGAAGGAUUUCAUGAGCGCGUUGAAUCAAUCUUUCUUGGGCGAGUUUUCAAACGCGUCAGAGGCGUUCAAGAAACUGUUUUCGAACGUCAACAGCGCGCGAAACGCCCUGGUAAAGUUUACCAAAGAUGCGUUUGGCGAAUAUUUCGCCUUCAUUCGAGAAAUCUACGCACCGCACGUGGAUAAGACAGACAUGAUCGCCGCCUCAUCGAGCGCAGAUUUGUUGAAUCCCAAGCAGUUGAUGUGUGCCAUGGGUACUAUGGCGGCUGACCUCGCGAGCGUGCACAGAUCCGUUCCCGAGGCUGCGCUCGGCGACAGAGCCGUGGAGACUAUAGAGCGCGCCGUGCGUAGUCGCGUCGGCGCUGCGUUCAUGUGCCUAGAGCGUGACUUGGUGCGCGAGCUUGACGCCACGUAUGUCGCGGCCAAGGCAGUCUCAGCGGCGGCGGCGAAUCGCGCGUCGGGCGCAGACGCUGCCACGAGCAAGUCGCUGCUGCAUCGUUUCAUAGCGCUCUCAGACACCUUGCUCACGAGCGUGCAAACGCUGUUGAGUGACGUGGAAUCUUUGAUGGACGAACGUCCAAUCUUGAUUUCGAGUUGGCGCGAAGAAUUCGCGUACGCCGUUCGCGGGCAUUUUGCGAGCCUGAUUCACGCGCUUGUCUCUCGACUCAUCGUCGGAUCGCCCAUCGCGCCGAAUCCCGCGCCGAAUCCCACGCCAUUACGGACGCCUCUCGCGGUGGCGGUCGAUGAAGCGCGGGAAUCGAGUUCGAAAACUCCACCGCCGCCGAGCUUCCUACUCGUAUGCGCUCGAAUGUGCGCGUUUUUGCACACUUCGGCGACGAAGCACAUCGCGGAUGCGUUGACGAAGAUGUUCCCGGCGUCGUCGGCGAUGGGUGGAAGUUUCAGCUUGGAUGAGACGCGUGCGAUGUGCGAGUCGGCGUCGCACGUAUUAUUGAUGUGGUACGUCGAACAAAGCGCGCAGCGCAUUAGCUUUAUGAUUCGAAAAUCGCUCACUGCGGUGGAUUGGAGCAAGGCGCGCGAACCUCGCGAGGUUCGCCCGCUCGCGGAUUACAUCGCGGACGAUUUGGCGACGAUUGAGAACGAGUGCGCGCAAGUUUUGGAUGUUGGAGAAAUCGACAGCGGUGAUGGCAGCACUUCGUUCGUCGCGGACGGCGCGUUCACGCCCGUGAGGUCGACGCAGUCUUCGGUGAUGUGCGCCGUGAUCAAGCGCGCCGUCAAAUCGUACGUCGAGUGCGUUCGUUGUCAAACCUUCCACACGAAAUUUGCGUUCCAGCAAGUCUCGCUGGACGUGCGCUAUCUCGCCGAGCGCGUGCUGUUUCGCUUCAUGCCAAGCGGACAGUUCGAGUCGGAUGUGUACGAGCGACGGGCGAUCGAGAUUUUACUCAAGGAGUUGCGCUCGGCGUGCGAGCUUCGAGCGUGCGACCCGACGCCCAUGGACAAAGCCGUCGGCGAUCGCAUUUUAGAAAAAAUCUGAGCACAUUACGAUAGAAAAAUAGAGUGUGAAAAGUACGUUUCGUAAGCGCGAGCGCGCGCGUCGACGUGAAUCGUAUCGGUCCGUCAUUCACGUUCUCUCGCGGCGCGUUUCGACUCGACGCGACGACGCACGUACGCCGUGCGCGUUCUUCGCCGUUCAUUCAACUUGACUUCGCUCGGACGUUUCUUUUCAGGCGCCCGAGCUCGCGAGACGAGCGACGAGACCCACGCCCCGUCCUCGCGUUCGAAACCGCGCGUUUCAUUUUCAUCGACGAAGGCGCGCCGACCGUCGUCGUCGACCAAUCUAAAGUGCAAGCACUCGCCCGGCUCAAACGGAAACACGAGAUAAUCCUUCCCGCACCCCCCCGGCGCGCGAUCAUCGCACCAGGACCACCCAUCGCACCG
Messenger RNA from Ostreococcus lucimarinus CCE9901, 2561 nucleotides. RefSeq lists its product with no specific name. Gene Ontology annotation, cellular component: EARP complex; GARP complex; membrane. NCBI's taxonomy places the organism in Eukaryota, Viridiplantae, Chlorophyta, Mamiellophyceae, Mamiellales, Bathycoccaceae. The transcript has 2 exons. The coding region runs from base 1 to 2157 and encodes 718 amino acids. Gene Ontology annotation, biological process: retrograde transport, endosome to Golgi; Golgi organization; Golgi vesicle transport. The record is from RefSeq and is a predicted model, not a curated record.